GACUCCCAGUCGCUCCCAUACCUCCUUGCGUGUGUGACCAAACAGCUGAUCGAGUCUAUAAAACACCCUGCCAAUAGUGCGGAGCAUGCACACUCCAUUCUUGCACACACACACACAGCAGCAUGUUAGCACUCGCAGUCCUUCUUCUUGCCGCAGUGGCUUAUGGCCAGGAAAAGUGUAUCCACUCCAACGCUAUGUCGCACACCGCCGACAUGGUCAUUCUCAGGGCCCUCAACGACAUGGACCAGAACGGCGACGGCAUUGUUACCGACAUGGAAAUCCUCAACGAGUUUGUCUCCAAUUUCGAUCACGACGGUAGUCUGUCCAUCUCGAGAGCUGAGUUUGUCAAACAGUGGAGCGCCACCUACCACGACAGCCCUGACUUCGCCGCCUUCAUCUUCACCAAGUUUGACACCAACGGCGACGGAAGUCUUGGCCUCUUUGACGUAUCAGGGCUGAAGAGCAAGGUUGACACUAACCAUGACGGCAAGAUCACGGAUGUGGAGUUCACCAUUUUCCUGACACAUGCCUACAACGAAUGUGUGCAGACGCACGGCUAAUCUGGCAGAAUAUCCGGUUCAGUUCUAAUCAUAUGAUGUUGUGACUUACAAAAUAAACACAUAUUUCGUGA
Haliotis rufescens (red abalone) is the source of this 631-nucleotide messenger RNA. RefSeq lists its product as uncharacterized. Gene Ontology annotation, molecular function: calcium ion binding. Bases 123 to 560 code for a protein of 145 amino acids. The record is from RefSeq and is a predicted model, not a curated record. NCBI's taxonomy places the organism in Eukaryota, Metazoa, Mollusca, Gastropoda, Lepetellida, Haliotidae. The transcript is spliced from 6 exons.